GAGCAGAAAGUCGGUCCAUCAAUUAUUCAUUCGUGUCUGCAAGCCAGUAAGUCGUUGGAUGCUUCCUCGCUGUGCUGAUUAGAGCAGGUCGCCAAUACCGCACUUCGUCGUCGCCAAUUAUGUCGUCACCGAUGCCCGAGGACUCAUCCCAAUCGCUCACCACUCACGUUGUCCUCGAGUGGGUUGAGCCAACGCCGAGUGGCGAAGAACGAAGCCACCUCACGACUCCCGAUCCGUCCGAUGCAAAGAUCAUCUUCAAGUCUGACAUUUCUGCGACACGAGAUGGCCAUGUCGGCGGGCCAACGAUUGGUGUCUUCCUUCGGCUGCACAUUCCGGUGAAGCUGAAGAGAGUAUCGUCCCACACGCCUAUCCACAUCCACAUCCAUCCGUCCCGCGUUCAGUCAUGCACCUUCGCCGUUGCUGUCGACGUCCCCGAUGCCAUUCGGGAGUCGUCGCCAGGUCAGCUGGCAAGCUUGUCCAUGGCGCUGAGCGGACCUGUCCAAGUCGUCGUUCCCCACAGCAUGGUACCAUCCUUCCCUGCGAAAAACCGCGCGUCGGGUCGAGUGCUCGACGCGAUCCGAUCUCUCGGUCGAGCAACACAACUCGUCAUGUACAUGCCGACCAACCGGGCUCCCCGCUUACAUCUGCAGCGUCUGUCCGCGCUACUCAGCGGCGGUGGCUUGCAAGCGCUACCACCGUAUACCGAGUUGUUUAAGUCAUUUGGCGGGUCUGGAGGGCGGAUUUGGGAUCUUGAGCCUGCGUGUCCGGCGACAUCAUCACCAGAUGUCGAAGAGGAUGCUGAUGUCCCGCCGCCUUACCACGAACUCCCCGCAACACGACCAGUGAAACCCACUUCUAGUACACUCCGGAAGGGAAAGCGGCGGCGGCGCAGUAGUACCGGCAUCGAAAAGCUUUCCACGAAGAAGCCCGACUUGCGUGCUUCUCCCCCGAAGCUAUGUCCCUCCGAGAAAACACAGACACUGGAGCUCUCCAUCUCGCAGCGUCUGGCGCUUCUGGAGGCCCUAGUCCACGCUCAAGCCCGGCAAAUCAGCAGGCUGUCCAGCGAGAACCAAGAGCAGCGGAAGCGGAUCGAUGAAUAUGAGGCUGAGCUGGCGGCCAUGCGGUCAGAGAUCGGUCGUGUGGAUGGUCAGGUGGACAAGUUGGAACUAGAUGUUGCAGAGCAGCGCGAGGAUAUUGUGCGGUUGGAUGGCGAUGUCCAAUACUGUCUUGAGCGAGAGGAUGAGAUCAAGGAGGUCGUGACGGACACGGUGACGGAUGCGCUGAUGGACCGUAUCUCAGAACGAGGGCUCAGCGCCUCAAAUAUAGUCUUUACUUUAGAGAAGGGUUGACUCUCCGUCUCAUCCAGAUGGUCUCGACAGAGUAACAGUGAAUGCGUCGACUGCUCCAAGGGCCGCUUAACGGGCAGGGGAUGUUUGCCCAACUGAAAAGGUCUCCUCGCCGAGCCCCGCC
Messenger RNA from Chaetomium strumarium, 1470 nucleotides. RefSeq lists its product as uncharacterized. The coding region runs from base 120 to 1349 and encodes 409 amino acids. NCBI's taxonomy places the organism in Eukaryota, Fungi, Ascomycota, Sordariomycetes, Sordariales, Chaetomiaceae. The transcript has 2 exons. The record is from RefSeq and is a predicted model, not a curated record.